CCCCGCUGUCGCGCGCAAUGAUUGUGUUUCGUGCAUGCAACUGCGCAAUCGCGAUUUCGCAAAGCACGGCGGAACAGUGCUUUAAAGAAAAGAGAUGGCCCUCGAUAAUUUCCUUUUUGGACAGUGCAUCCUCUAUUUUUUAUGCUUUCUUUUUGGUUUUGUCGCUUUGGUGCCGUUCUCCGAGAGCGAUGAUGACUUCCAUGGGAAAUGCCUGCUUUUCACGCGUGGGAUGUGGCAGAAUGAGAAUAUGACCGUAGGAAAGCAACGUUUCAUAGUGGAGGAGUGGGGACCGGAAUCUUCCUGUCGCUUUGUCACGUUCGUAGGGAUAGUUUCGCUCAUCCUGUCCGCAGUACAGGCAUGGCGGAUAUUCUUCCUCCUGUACAAAGGCCACGACGACUCCUUCUUCCAUGCCUUUGUAAACCUGCUGGCUAGCUCCUUCCUGCUCUUCUUGGUAUUUGUGGCCAGCACCAUCACCAGCGUAGGAUUCAACCUGUGGUGUGAUGCAGUUACAGAGGGCGGGACUAUGCCCAGCAGUUGUGAGGAGAUGCAGGACACUGACCUUGAGCUUGGCUUGGACAACUCCACUUUCUACGACCAGCUUGCUAUUGCACAGUUUGGCCUGUGGGCAGCCUGGCUGACAUGGCUGGGGCUCACGGCACUGGCCUUCCUCAAGGUCUACCGCAACUACAGGCAGCAGGAUCUGCUCGACAGCCUGGUCCACGAGAAGGAGCUGCUGCUGGACCACACACCCCGACAAGAGUCAAACGUGGACUCGAGGAGCGGCGUGAUCUAAAUCCCGCCCCUCCUCCUUCCUUGUCCCUCCCCUUCCCCCCACAAGCCUGAGCAUGCGUCACUCACAAAUGUCCCUUACCACCAUAGGUCUGGGUUAAGUUCAGGUCAUCAGUUAUAUUCAGUUAUCAAGUUUAAAGAGUGUUCAUGAACGGUGGGCAUCUGAGGGGAGGAGGCUGGAUAUGCUGGGGCUAAAAAGGACAAAAAAUGCAAGUAAAAGCAUGAAUAGCCAAUUUUCCUGUUUUUUCCAUGGUUCAGUUUGAGGGUUCUGCACAGGAGUUAAGGAGGGCUUGAUGUGUUGCUAAUUCAACUGAGCCUGAUUAAUGUAGUUUUCAUACAAUGUGCUUAUAUUCUUUUGUAGAAAAGCCUCUUACCCUCAUGACAAAAGCUGUGUGAAUGAACAUCAAACUUCUGCUUGCAGUAGUCUAACACUCCAGUAAGCAGUUGGUACCGUGACACAAAAGACCAGCUCAUUGGUAUGAGGCUGAUCACUCAUUCAUUCAACUGUUGAAAUUGGAUUAAGGAAGAAAAAUCAGUGUCUUUUUAGCAUUCUUUAUUCUGGUUGUGAGAGUAUGGAAAGAUGGUGAACCGCAAACCAAAUUCAUUCUAAAACACACUCUUUUUUCUGUGUAUUUCACGACUCACAGAAAUGGUAUACAUAAUGUGAUUCAUUAAGCCCCUCUCCUGUUAUAUAGACUGUCAAGCAUGAAGGUUAGCUGCAUUCUAUACUUACUUGGCUCAACAUUCACAGCAGUAGAGUCUGAGAGUAUCAAAGUGUGGUUCUCCAUAUUCUACCUUGUCUGGUAGUGGUGAAAGUGAAACGUUGUAAACAAUGCCACAUUCCCAGGUUGGGGCUGCUCUGAUUGAUUAUGGGGCCUGUGUUUCAAGUGUUAUGGGGGCUUUUCGCAGUGUUAUGUCAAACCCCAGUCAAAAUAUUUUGGCUAAAUGCUGAGGGAACGCCACUUUGUAGAGUUAUGAGGUAAACUCCAACAGUGCUCUUGAAAAUGUGUGAAGUUCCUUUUUAAAGAGGUUCCAUUACCCUUUGAAAAUCUUUGGAAGAAGCUUUUUAGAAUCAUGAAAACCUGCCAAAAUCCAAAAAAUUAAACAGCUAAAAUUUGUAUCUUUUUUGUAUUUACGGCUAACAAAACACCUUCUUUUUUUGCUAAAUCACAUCACUUGAUUGACCAUCAAUACAGUGUGCUGACACUGUUAACAUUCUGGCAAACUUGAUGUCUUUGAAAGUACACGUGUGUACGUGCCUAAAACACAACAUUUUGAUAGGAAUACAUCUUUCAAAGAAUUUCCCACUUACAAAUUCAUUUUCAAAACAGGCCAAUUUGGUGUGAAUUGUACUCAAAACAAUUAUAGAAAAUCUCACUUGUAGUCUUAAAAAGCCAUUGAAAGGUUGUGGAAAACAAUCAUAAAUAUUUGAGUGGGAACACUUAUCUUUAUGUUACAGCUGUUAUAGUCUAGUUCAGAAUUGAGAACAGGUGCCAAUUAUUGUAAAUGUUUGUACACUUGAGUAGAAUCUCUUGCUCACUUGUUGUAUUAUAUUGCAUUGCAUUUAAGCUUGAAAGUGUUUAAUUGCAUUUAAGCUUGAAACUGCCCUUCUACUUACCGUAUUUCCCUGAAACCUUUUGUGGAAAUCGUAUUUCUUAUCAGUGUGCCAUAUUUCUAUUGAAUAAAAAGUGACAUAUUUCAA
Molecule: messenger RNA, 2491 nt
Organism: Anguilla anguilla (European eel)
Lineage: Eukaryota; Metazoa; Chordata; Actinopteri; Anguilliformes; Anguillidae
Product: transmembrane protein 179-like
Exons: 4
Coding region: 95-793 (232 amino acids)
Source: RefSeq, a predicted model, not a curated record